AUGUCAUCCACAGCGGAGUUGCUCGAUAGGGUCGUCGCUCAUUGCACGUCGAUGAGGCAGGGCAACCUUAACAUCCGAUCUGACUUGCUGAUGACCCUGCAAAAAUUGCAGUUUGAGCUGGAAACGCCACAGGAGACCUUCUUUCGGAUAACGUGGGGCCAGCCGGCUCUCCACCUUGCACUGGCCUUUGCGAAUGACAUUAAAGCCUAUGAUGUGCUCUCUCUCGAUAAUGACUCUCCUAAAUCAAGCGCACAGCUUGCUGGCCUCUCUGGCGCCGACCCCAUUCUGGUGGGCCGUAUGAUGCGACAUUUGGCAGCUAUGGGUGCCGUUCGACAAGUGGAUAUCGAUCGUUUUGCUUCUACAAAAUUCACCAAGUUGCUGCAAGACAAUGUUUACGCAGACUCACUUAAGUUUAUAUUCGACGACUUUGGUCCUGUGCGCCCACGGACUGCGGGAUACCUGAAAAGUAUUGGAUGGCAAACCCCAACAGAUCCUGAAAACUGCGCGGUUCAGUAUGCAUUUGAUCUUCCAAAAGGAACCUCCAUGUUUGGUUGGUUCGGCAUGAAUCCUGAGAUAGGAGCACGCUUUGGAAGCAUGAUGAUUGCUUGGAUGCGAAACAAGCCAUUCUGGGCCGAUUACAACGCCUACCCGGUCCAGGAGCGUCUGAUGAGCGUUGAGGAAGAAGACGGAGUUUUACUUGUCGAUGUUGGUGGUGGUAAAGGCCAUGAUCUUGCAGGAUUCAAGGCUAGAUAUCCAGAGGUCAAGGGUCGCCUGAUCUGUCAAGAAUUGCCUUAUCUGAUCCCUGAAAUCAACGUCGAGGGUGUGGAACCAAUGGCUCAUGAUUUCAACACUCCCCAACCUGUCAAAGGAGCUCAAGCAUACUUUUUGCAUCAAAUCUUGCACGACUACAAUGACGGAAAAUGCGUCCAUAUCCUCAAGCAAAUAGUGCCCGUCAUGAGACGUGCCUAUUCCAAGAUUCUGAUCGCUGAAAUCAUUGUUCCAGAUAUGGGCGCGCAUUAUACGACCACCGCAUUGGAUUUGGAGUUGAUGCAAUGCCUUGCUGCGCGCGAGAGGACCGAGGCUCAAUUUCGAGAUUUGUUGGACAGGGCUGGACUGAAAGUCGCUGGUAUAUUUAAACAUCCUGAGGCCCACGACAGCAUCAUUGAAGCCGUUCUCUUUUGA
Molecule: messenger RNA, 1182 nt
Organism: Rhinocladiella mackenziei CBS 650.93
Lineage: Eukaryota; Fungi; Ascomycota; Eurotiomycetes; Chaetothyriales; Herpotrichiellaceae
Exons: 5
Coding region: 1-1182 (393 amino acids)
Molecular function (GO): O-methyltransferase activity
Source: RefSeq, a predicted model, not a curated record